Messenger RNA from Plasmodium inui San Antonio 1, 1425 nucleotides. RefSeq lists its product as hypothetical. Gene Ontology annotation, biological process: tricarboxylic acid cycle; carbohydrate metabolic process. The record is from RefSeq and is a predicted model, not a curated record. The transcript is spliced from 2 exons. The coding region runs from base 1 to 1425 and encodes 474 amino acids. Lineage: Eukaryota; Apicomplexa; Aconoidasida; Haemosporida; Plasmodiidae.
AUGCUUAGUUUCAAGCGUGCCCUUUCCACCGUGAGGGGCAACCAAUUCCGCCCUCUCAACAAUCCGGUGUAUCUGAUAAGAAGGCAUCUUCAUCAUGCACAUAAGGAUGGAGGCGGGGCAGAGGGGCCCUGCAGGAGUCCACAGCCAUGCGUCCUGCUCGAGUCAGAAAUUUUCUUGGAGUUCAAAGGCCACUUUUACAGGGGAAUGGACGUGCGGGACCUGUGCAGGUGGUCUACAUUCGAUGAAGUUAUUUUUCUGUUCCUACGUAAGCGAUUGCCAAACGGAAGUGAAUUAAAGCGAAUAAGUCGCUAUGUUCAGAAUGAAUUACACCGGUUUUGCGAAAGGAAUGUCCUACAAAUGGGAAGACUGCUUCAGACUUCGGCCCCCUUGGAGCUGAUACGGUUAGCCCUACUACAGCUUUCUCAUCAAGCCGGUGCAGAAGCAGAAUCGGAAGCAGCGACAGAAACAGGAACUAGGGAUGAUCCCCUUUUUAAUUACCUCAAAAUAUUGGCUGCAUCUGUGAAGUUACUCCUUCAGUGGGGUCAUUCCCAGUUGGUUUCUCCACCCAUGCAGGACUACACAGAUUUGACUUCCCUCCUCAUUGAUGCGUACCCCAUGGGAGGAGCAGAUGUGGACUUCCGAGGAAGAAAUAAACAACAGGAUGGUGCGGCAGAUCUGAACGAUUCACGCCAGAGGAAUGAACCCAAGAGGGAGACGAUAACUCCCCAUCUGUGGAGAGAAGAGAAAAUCAAACUGCUAAAUGCCUUCCUCGUAUGCAUGUGCGAACAGGGGAUGAAUGAGAAUACAUUCUUCAUCCGCAUGCUUAGUAGUGUACAGCGCCACAAUUAUUUCAGCUUGUGUGUCUCGGCUAGUACAUUCUACAUCGAUGCAUUCAGGAAUGUUGAUCUGUGUCAUUCGUUAGAUGGCUUCCUCAGGUUUGUGGUCCCCUCGGUAGGGGGCGCGAAACGGGGUGAUCAGGACCAAUUUGGUAAACAGGGCGAACCUGAAGGCCGACAACUUCGCCAGGGGAACCACCUGAAAGAUGCCAUCGCCGUCCCCCCGAACGUCGAUUUGUUUUUCCAGAAGGGAAACUGCUACAGAGAAAAAAAUGCAAUCCUUAAAGCGUACCUGACUGAGUACUGCAAUAACACAUGUGACAAGAAUCUCCAAUGUAUACAACAUUUCGAGAAAGUGGAACAAUUCUUUUUAAAGAAUCAAAAAAAGCACCCCUCCUGCUACUACUACCCCUUGUUGAUAUUUCACCUUUUAAGUUUACCUCUUCCUUUGCUGCCGUCUGUGUUUUUCAUAAUGAGACUACUCUCCUUCACGGCUCACCGGCAGGAACAAAUUGGCAACAACAAGGUGGUGAAGUAUGCGGGGGUUUACGUGGGAGUCCCACCCAGAGGGAAUCACAUGGAGAGGUAG